UAGAUAGAUAGAUAGAUAGAUACACUUUUCAGCUUGUCCCACAUGGGCUACUAGCCAAGCACCUCGCAAUUUCUGCUCGCCUUUUCUCUCAGAUAACUUUAGAUUCAAACGUUCAGAAGGUGUUUACCAGGAGUCGAAAUAUCCGCAGAGGCCUCUUGCUCUUUGAAAUAAAUGGACCUGGUAAUUGAAACUGGUAAAAACACUGAAUAAAUCUGUGUUUCUCUUACACACUAGCCCAGCACUGCAAAUGCCUACUCACCUUCUAACCCAGCACUGCAAACCUAACCUUUUCCCUCUGUUAACUUAAGAUCUAGAUGUUCUGCAGGUGUUAACCACGAGCUGAGGUAUCCAUAGAGGUCUCCUGCUUUGCAAAACAAAAGGACCCGGUGAUUUAAGCUGAAACAAUCUAUGCUCCUUGCUAUCACCCUGUCUGCUUGGCUGCUGCAGUGCCCAGGCUCACCAACAGAGGGGGACAAACACAAGGCUGUCCGGAUGGAGAGUUGGUGUAACACUGUCUUAAGCCUGAGGGGGGCAGAAUGCCGGAGCAGAGCAACGACUAUCGUGUGGUGGUGUUCGGGGCAGGGGGAGUGGGUAAGAGCUCCCUGGUCCUGCGCUUCGUGAAGGGCACCUUCAGGGACACCUACAUCCCCACUGUUGAGGACACUUACCGCCAGGUGAUCAGCUGCGAUAAGAGCGUGUGCACCCUACAGAUCACCGACACCACAGGGAGCCACCAGUUCCCUGCCAUGCAGCGUCUGUCCAUCUCUAAAGGCCACGCCUUCAUCCUGGUCUACUCCAUCACGAGCAAACAGUCCCUAGAGGAGCUCAAACCCAUUUACCAACAGGUCUUGGCCAUAAAGGGCAACGUUGAGGCCAUCCCCAUCAUGCUUGUGGGCAACAAGAGCGAUGAGACCCAGCGGGAGGUGGAGACCAAGGACGGGGAGGCCCAGGCCAACCAGUGGAAGUGCGCCUUCAUGGAGACGUCAGCCAAGACCAACCACAAUGUUACUGAGCUCUUCCAGGAGCUCCUCAACCUGGACAAGAAGAGGAACAUGAGCCUCAACAUCGACGGCAAGCGCUCGGGGAAGCAGUCCCGCGCCGAGAGACUGAAGGGCAAAUGCAGCGUGAUGUAAAUCCCGGAGAGGAGGAGAGUGGAGGUGGAGGUUGAAAGAGGCAGGGGAGGGGGGAGAAAUUCAGAGGAAAGGAGGAAAAGAAGGAAGACAGAGGAGCGAGAGGAGGGACUCACUUAACGUAUCACUGAGAGCAAAACGUCUGGAAGGCAACGGGAAUCUCAUCAUCCGCAUCCUCCUCCGUUUGACUGGUGCAUUCACAAACACAGUUAUUUUGAAAACAUACAGGAUUUCAGUUUUGGAGCUUUACACCCAUGUGCAUUCUGCUAAAAGGAGGGAUGAGGGAGGAUGAUGCAGAAUAUCGAGAGGCAAAUCGAAAACAAGAAGUGUGUGCCACAGAUUAAUUACCUGUGGACGACAGCCAUAGCCGGAAACAGCGUGGGUGUGGACUUUUGCAUCAUUAAAGUGCCACAAAUUUUGGCUGAGGAGCUGAUGGAGACGUUGGACUGCAAUAAAAACCACAGACUGCAGCACCCCUUUGAAAAAAAGACUGAAGGUUUCUGAUACAUUUAGUGUCCUCUCUCAAUUCUGCAUCCAACCCCUCCCUCCCUGCUCAGCUCACACCCCUCAUCAUCCCAGCACCCUCAUCCUUUACAUACCCCCCCCACUAUAACAAAUAUAGAGUAAUGUAAAUGUAACAGAGUUGACAACGUUACUUAAGCUCACUCAUCUGGUUAGAAACACUGUUUUAACAGACUGAGGUGUCCGUCAUGCUAGAAAGCGCAGCAACCAAAGGUUUAAGACUGCGAGCGUGAACGACAUUACAGCAGCAGAACAUGCAAACCAGCUACGUCCCAGAGCCACACCUGAGGACUCUGAUGUAUAUAAACAUGGGGUAUUUAAAUAUAUUCCAUCUAGUCUACACAUGCCCCGCCAAAAUCAGCCACAGGAAUGAGGUCUUAUUCUAAACACGCCCCCUUAAAGAUAAAAAGACCCUACUUUACCUUUAUCAAGCUGUCGUUAUGUUUAAAAACUCAUCAUAAAUAUCCUCAUCUGAAGUGGAGAAGCAUCCAGUGGCAGGGUAUGCACACACGCUACUGAUACGACGCAACAAUCCUUUUAAGACUCUCAUCUAGUGUAGAAUAGCUCUGGAUGAAAAGAAGCUGGACUCUCAUCAAAUGCGGGAAACAGAAAUACAAGUCUGCCUUGUUUACGAGGAUGAUACACUCGGAUAAUCAUUGCCAAGCCGGUAAGAUGAAAGGGAUGAUUUUGGGUUCCGAAGUCAAGAAUGUCAGUUUGCUUUGGCACCUUUCACGUGAAGGUUUCUCUUCUUUUGCCUUUUAUUUCUUGUUUUUUUUAUUAUUUUUUUUGCUUUACGAUGCUCUUUAAAGUCAUGUAAGAGUCAGAAAAAUGCCCUCCUUCAACAAAAAGCACACAGAGGGGAAAUUCUAAAUAAAUAAGGGAUGGAUGUAAAAUUGCUCCCGUGCAGAUUUUUCAGUGCGACCUGAAUCACUUAAUUCUGUUUCCUCUUUGUUGGUUGGUUUGGUCGUGUAACCUCUCAUAUGCUCGUGCAGGCGUUGGUAAACAGGAAACAGAAUGGGUCACACAUACACACACACACAGCAUGUGCACAGAUGCAUUCAUGCAAGUAAGAAAAAGAAUCUGAGUAACACCGUUGACUGAUUACAUGAAGACAAACAGGGCUCACUCACCCUCAAUGCCCUCACAUUGCACUUUAUAUCAUAAACACACACCCACAUGCACACACAGAUGUAAUUUGUCAUGUUUUUGCUUAUGUUAUGUAUUAAUAAUCUCCCCUUAAUAUCCUCCUGGAGCAAUAGCUCUGCUGUAUGUCCAAUGUACAUGUAUACACCCUUUUUUUCCACACAGGAGCUCUGAAUAUUGUACACAGUGUACACAGGACAGCCAAAAGCACAAUACUUUUUUACCAACAUAUCUAUUUGUACAUUUAUUUGUUUAUUUUUUAUAUGUUUUUCUUCCUUUUUUUUGUCUCCUUUGUGCAAUUCUCAUCAUUAACAUUUAUUCACCAGUCCUGAACGUGGAGGAACAAUCGCAUCAUGAUCACCGGUAGCUUCUCCGUCUCGAUGUGAAGCGUUUUAUUUGUCCCGUACAUGGCACAAUGAGGUUGUGGUUCUGCUGAACAACAGGGUAAAUCGUGAUGUGACAGGUUAGCUGUGGAGUGCGAGAAAUGGGACGUAACCCCACAGGAUUGCAGGUCAUAUAGGACGCAGAGGAGGGUCAGAUUAUUUGUGUACUUUUCUCCAUCUCUCAGGCGGUUUUAACAACAAUUUGGGAGGAGGAUAAUCUGCUCCUGUACUGUUAAACCCAAAGAACACAGAUGAUUCCCCUUUUAACUGUGUGUCCAUCUCUCUGGAAAAAAAAAAAGAAAAGCACAGCAACUGUUUCCGUCUGUCUCCUUCUCUGUCUUUAUGUGUGCAGCAGAAUCAACAACUGGGCACUUUAGGGUGACAUUUUACUUGAAGACUUGCUUAUUAAUCAGCGAUGCCUCAUUUAUAAGCACCAUGUAAAAUGUCCCUCCUGCAUUACUCACGCCCACAGGCCCACGUGAAAACUAUUUCAAACGUGUAGUUAUUGUAAAUAAAGCAUACGGUAGUUGAAUGAAAUGUUUAUAAGAGCUUCAAGUAAGAUGUUACCCAUGUAAAGAAAAUCUGUACCCACUGUCUUUCUGGGAAUAAGUCCUUUGUAACCAGGAAAUGUUGUUACAGUAGGAGGUUCGAUGUUGCUAUGUACUGUAAUAUACAGCUUACUAAUGAUGCUCAUGAUAUAUUGUAUUUGACACAUCCACUCUUCAGAUCUAUCAAUCAGAUAAUACUAGCAAAAUGUGAAUAUGUAACUAAAGGUUCAACUCCAUGGCUUUUUUAAAAUUUUAUUUUGAAAGCUGAAUGAAUCCGUUGUUAUCGAUGUGUUGUACUUUGCACUAAUGUGAGGUCCUGUUAAACUCAAAAGUUUGCAUUGUAAAAAUGUACCCUUUACCCGUUAGAUGCCAGGGAUGCUCACUAGUACUCUUUCUCCUUCUUCUUCUUCUUCUUCUUCUUCUUCUUUUUUUCCAUCAUUUAAAGAAACAAGUUGUGUUUGAAAUUGUUUGUCUUGGUUUGUUUUAGAUGCCAGAAGGAUGGAGUGAUUUAUGUCAUUUGUGUCCAUUUAAAGACAUGGAUAGAUUACUGAAUGGACCUACCGGGCACAGGCUCCCAGGCCCCCCUCCCCCCCGGCUUUCAGCUCAAAAAUGCGUCUUAAUUAACAGGUACCGACCACAAAGACACUCAAAACAACCCCAAAGAGACACAAUGACAACAAAAAGAGACAAACCGACUGCAGAGAGAUGAUAAAUGGCUGCUAACUACAAAAAGGGGCCAUGCAAACUACAAAGGGAUCCAAAUGACGACAAACAGACUUAAACUGACUACAAAGAGGCAAAAGGCAACUACAAAGAGACUCAACUGGACUACAAAGAGACACUAAAUGACAAGUAGACACAAAAUGAACAUUAGGGCAUGAAAAGCAACUACAAAGAGACUUAAACUGACUGCUAAGAGGCAAAAAGCAACUACAAAGAGACUUAAACUGACUACAAGGAGGCAAAAAGCAACUGCAAAGAGACUCAAAUUUGCUACAAAGAGACACAAAAUGACCACAAGUAGACACAACAUCAACACAAGGGCAUGAAAAGCAACUACAAAGAGACUUAAACCGACUUCAAAGAGGCAAAAGGCAACUACAAAGAUACUUAAACUCACUACAAAGAGACAAACAACAACUACAAAGAGACUCAAAGUGAAUAGAAAGAGAUACAAAAUGACCACAAGUAGCCACAGCAUGAACACAAUAGCAUGAAAAGCAACUGACUACCUAGAGGAUAUAGGCAACUACAUAGAGACUUAAACUGACUACAAAGAGGCAAAAGGCAACUACAAAGAGACUCAAAGUGACUACAGAGACAAAAAGCAUCUACAAAGAGAUUCAAACUGACUACAAAGAGACAAACGGUAACUACAAAGAGACUCAAACUGACUACAAAGAGACAAAAAGCAACUACAAAGACUCAAAAUUACCACACAGAAAUUCAUAGCAACUAUAAAUACACCCAAAACGACUACCAAGAGAUGAAAAGCAACUGCACAAAGACACAAAGCAACUACCAUAGAAUCAAAAUGACCACAAAGAGAGACAAAACCUGACUUCAAAGAGAUGCAAAGCAACUACAAAGAAAUGGAAUGCAACUACUGAGAGAUUCAAAAGACACAGACCACAGAGAGAGAUGUGUAAUGACCAGAAAAUGCAGCUAAACAACAACAAAAAUAGACCAAACAAUUCAGUGUCUUGCUUCUUUGAAGGAGAGGUGAUGGUGGUGGUGGUGGGGGGGGGCUUCUUCAUGCCUGUGCCCAGGGGCCCAUUGUUUCAUAAUCCGCCCUUGUCAAAAGGUUAAAAAAAAAACAAAAAAAAAAAACUGGAAAUUAUCUGUAUACCUAUCAGACAGCUCUGGUCUGAUGUGAUGUGUAGCUACUGGCAGCAGUGGUGCACACGCUGCAUAAAUAUGAGCUUAUGACACGUCUGGUUGCUUCACGCAAACGCCAGCUUGCAAGCGCAUGUUUGUGCAAUCUGUUGUUCUGCUGACGUCUACAGGAUACUGUCGUUGUUCAUGUUCCUGUGUGGAAUAUGAUACAGCAGGGAGGGGGGAAAAUAACAAUGAGACAGCGUGCAAGAGCAGUAUGGACAACAAGCUGGAGCGAGAGGCCGCGCUAUUAAUAGACAUAGUGUGAAAAUACCGAGUGCGACUGCACUAACUAACUAGCCUGUACAGGAUUCAAAUGCGCUUGCAUGUGAGGAGGCGUGCAUGGGAAGUGUGUGAGCGUCCAUUGAGUUUCUUGGGCUGUGUGAGUUAAAUGCUGGCAUGAAUCAGGACAGACACCUCUGCCCCCGUCCUCCCAUGGCUUGUCUCAUCUCAUUUAUCAAUUAAGCAUAUUCACUGCUACUGUCAGUGUGUGUGUGUGUGUGUGUGUGAGAGAGAGAGACCAUGAGUGCGCAAUCAGCCACAUCCCAUCACUCUGGCCUGCAUAAGUGUGUAUGUGCGCAUGUUUGUGUGCUGCUGUUGCCAUCUUAUCAAAUGUCUGUCAGAUAUUUGAAGCUUUCCUGUGGAGAAUGCCACAUUUCUGCAUGAGUCAUCCGACACCCCCCCCCCACACACACACACACACACACACACGCAUAUAAAAAGGCAUGUAGGCAAAAUAGACAGACUGCAUGCCCUCAGCUGCACACACAGACUCAUACACGCAUAUUACAUUCACACAGGCCUUGUCAGUGAAACCUCAUUCUCUCACUGGCUGUGUUUUUUUUCUCUGCUCUGCACUGUUGUACAGGCACCACCGUUAGCACUACUUCUCCAUAAAUCAUCUGUCUGCCUCUUGAAAUCUCCAGUUUCUUUCACAUUCAUCCCUCCAGGUUUUUUUUUGUUUGUUUGUUUUGUGUUUGAGAGUCGGUUGCACUUGAACAGACGGAAGGCCGACCCUGCUCACAUUUGAUUGUAGAUAGCUGUAAAUAGUGUUCAAAGGACUUAAUAUUCCAGAGAUGAAAGAGGAGAGAGUGCAGAGGAAAGGAUGCUGCGGUGGGAAGGUGCCGUCACUUGCAUUUCCUUCUUAUAGUCAAAGCGUCCAAUUCAAA
Messenger RNA from Epinephelus lanceolatus (giant grouper), 6770 nucleotides. The record is from RefSeq and is a predicted model, not a curated record. Lineage: Eukaryota; Metazoa; Chordata; Actinopteri; Perciformes; Serranidae.